AUGCGCUCUUCAGCCACUCCUCAGAAAUCCUCUAAUACUGUCUCCUCAUCCCUUCUAUCCUCCAUUGACAUUUCCUCUUCUCUGACCAUGUCAGAAAAUUUCCAAAAUUCAUCUUUACUUGGAACUGCAAAUUCUCUGCAGCUCUCUCUUCCUGUGGUAAGCAAUGAGGCUUCCCUAACAGGAAGUGUCCGCAACUUCUCCAGAGUCUCUACUCCAGCUGUUAGCUCGUCAUGGAUACUGCCAUCACCCACUAGCAGCUCAUUCCAGUCACUCAUGGGUAGUGCCUACCUUUACCAACAUUCUAGCACAACUAUGUUGUCUGGGGUUACUGGCCAGAGCCCGGUGUCCAUUUCAACUGCCUCCUAUCCAAGUGUUUUUGAUUGGGAUAUGACAGGAAGCACUGAAAAAUCAUCCUCACAAGGGGACCUCACUGUGACUCUCAUUGACCAGGACAGAACUAUUUCUUCCAUGUCUAUGACAGCCCAUUAUGAUCAAGCUUCAGAUACCAAUACCAUGGUCCCUCUGUACCCAUCACUGUCUGCCAGCCUUGUUCAGGGAACAUCAUCUCAAAUUUCAAAUCAAGAACAUAGCCUGUCACUUCCCUACCAGGAGGGCAGCAAGGUCUAUUACUACAAUCAAAGCACACUGGGACCACUACUGUCUGGAGAACUUAACCCCUGCCUGCAAUCCUAUGGCUCUAUGUCAUACACAGGAAGUAUGUCCUCUGCCUCUCAACCAGAAAUGGUGAUGGUGCUAAAGGAGGUUCAACCUACAGAUGUCCUACCAGUUACCUCCACCCCUAGGAUCUACUACUCUGUGUCUGCUCAACCUAUCACAGAAACAAGUUUUGAAGUGAUGGAAACUUCCCUGGGGAUGGACACUUCCCUGGGAUUGCAAACUCCAGCCCAGACACUUUGUCUGACACAAACGCCAGAAUUCUCCAAGUCCUGCAGAAGGAGAAAUAUCCAGCUAAUUGAGAGUAACCCACCUUCUGACUUUGGGGACAUUUCAAUAAUAGCUUCAGUCCAGAGUCCUUCUGAUUUCUUGGCACUGCCUCCAGCUUCCACCCAGGAACAAAAAGAGAAUAAGAAUUUGGAUGAGACUACAACCAAGCUUUCAAAGUCUCUGGAUGCCUACCAGAUCCCAAUAGAAAACCAAGAUCCUCCACUACUCCCUUUAGAAAUCCCUGAUAUCCACCAGCUUCUGGCCUCCAUUGAUCCUCUCGGCCAAGAGGUGCAGCCUGGUUCUAAAACUGUCAGUCUAGGAAACAGCAGCCUGAGUCUUGAACAUCAAGGCACAAUCGAAAGUGAGAUUGAGUCUGGCAGUAGUUUUUCAGACAUCUCUACGCUGGUGAAAGAUAUUCACCUACCAGAGCUCUUCAAUUCCUUAAAAGAUCUUGACCAAUCCAAAGAUCUCACAGCAAUUAAAGCCAAAGAUAUGAGAGCCAAAAUGGUGAAUCAGUCACAGGAAAAGUCCAGUGUCAUAAAGGGUCCCUCUGAUCAAGUCAGGAAGAACAAGCAUAAAGCUUCUGAGCCUAUCAGUGGUGCUCCCAAGGCCAAAAUCCAGCCAAAGAAUCAAGAGUGCCUAAUAGGGGAAGAAGUGAUUGUUCUCAGUGCUGUAGGCAAGCAUUCUAACAGCAAACCUCAGAAAGUGGCAUCCAGCAGGAGCAGCAACACUAAGGGUCAUGGGCAGGAAAAGACCAAAAGGACCAGAGGAAACAAUUCCAAGAAAGCUGAAGAAGGUAAGCAGUCAGGGAACAAAGUCGAGGCAGAAGAGAAGCCAACAAUUCCCAAGAUGAAGCGGAAGAAAAAUCAACUUGAGCUUAGCCCACAGAAUUUUAAAAAGCCUCGAAGCUGCCUAGGCAUGCACAUGCUGGAGUCUGUGCAGGUUUUCCAUGCACUGGGAAAGAAGAGUGAUAAGAAAACUGGACUCUCUUCCUCCUGGAAGCUGGGAAAUUCAAGCAACAGCAAAGACCCUCGGUUAUCCCAAACUUUUAAACCAUGGCUGGAUACCCAAUGUGAGGGUAAAGGUUCUGAGAAAACUCAAGUCAAAGCCCAGAAAACAGAUGGCAGUGCUGGAAAAGAGUGUCCAUCUCCAUCGCAGUAUGAGCUGCCACCACCUGGGAAGGUCAAGUUGAUACCUUUGUCCUUUCCGACCCUGGACAAACCUCCAGCUCGACCUAUUCCUCGGCGGCCACAUUCUCUGGCUUCACGUAGGCCUGCUUCAGCUAACACUGCCCAGCCUGGUUCUACUAACUCAGCUCAACCUAUUGCAGUCAAUCCAUCCCAACCAGCUCCUGCCAAUGCAUUUUCGACAGGUCCUGUCAGACCAGCUCAGCCUAUUUCAACCAAUGCAGCCAGACCCAGUUUCACCAACCCUACCCAGCCUAGUGAACCUCAGUCUGCUCCUUCUAAGCCUGCACCUUGCAAAACAUCAUCUUGUACUUCCGUCCAGCAAGAGCCUGUUUUCACUGCUGUGACCAAGGCCAAGUCACCGCCCAAGCCUCAAAACCAAUUUCCACUCCAAGACUUCAGCUGCCAACCAAUUCCAUGGAGGAAACCCAAUAUUUCUGGGCCAGUACUAUCAAAGCCUAUCACAAAAGAGCAGAGGCCAGAGCGUGAAGCCAUGAAAAGGAAGGCUCAACAAGAGCGUGAGAAUGCUGCCAAAUACAGCUCUCUGGGGAAAGUGCAGUUUUUCAUUGAGAGGGAAAAAGAGAUGGAAAUUUCACGCUACUAUGGCUACGUAAAAUAA
This is a messenger RNA of Propithecus coquereli (Coquerel's sifaka), 2751 nucleotides long. Its product is annotated as chromosome unknown open reading frame, human C2orf78. The transcript has 3 exons. Bases 1 to 2751 code for a protein of 916 amino acids. Lineage: Eukaryota; Metazoa; Chordata; Mammalia; Primates; Indriidae. The record is from RefSeq and is a predicted model, not a curated record.